Messenger RNA from Populus trichocarpa (black cottonwood), 615 nucleotides. RefSeq lists its product as uncharacterized. Bases 1 to 615 code for a protein of 204 amino acids. The record is from RefSeq and is a predicted model, not a curated record. NCBI's taxonomy places the organism in Eukaryota, Viridiplantae, Streptophyta, Magnoliopsida, Malpighiales, Salicaceae. The transcript has 4 exons.
AUGGAAAGAGUACAAGAUUUAUUGCAAGUUGGACGUUUGGUAACUAAUAAAAGAGGUGGGCAUGGACUUUCACUCGUGAGUUUGGAAACAUUACACUUGAGCUUAUUGCCUGACAUGAGGUGUAUAUGGGAGGGUCUCAUGCCGAGCAAAUUGACUAUUUUGAAGGUAAAAGAGUGUAGGAGACUGACAUAUGUAUUCACAGACAGCAUGAUUACUAGUCUAGUUCAACUGGAAGUUCUAAAGAUAUCAAAGUGUGAGGAAUUGGAGCAGACCAUUGCUAAGGAUGAUCAUGCUUUGCCUGUCAAUGUUGAGAAGGAGAUGGUGUUCCCUAAUCUGCAGGAGUUGUCACUUCAACAAUUACCAAGUAUUGCGUGCUCCAUUCCCAGAUGUUAUGAUUUCUUAUUCCCUCGUUCGGAGAAGUUGGAGAUGCGUCAAUGCCCAAAGCUGAUCACAAAACAUGCUACUACAUCAAAUGGUUCAAUGGGUGCUCAAUCAGAGGUGUUUAUAAAUUCAAAAGAAAUAUAUAUUAGAAACUGUGAAGGAGUACAAGAUUUAAUGCAGGUGUAUAUGGAAGGGUCUCGUGCCGAGCAAUUUGACUACUUUGGUUGUGAAUGA